CCUUCACCUUAUGCCACUUAUGCGAAGACAGUUAAAAAAGAAUCGAUGGGGUCUUUUUAUUUGUCUUUCUUCACUCACAAAAGCUGGUUUUACCAAUCAAUACUACGUAUAGACGCACCUAUAACACCUAUAAGUAUAACCUAUAAUAGCAACUAUAGCAUCAGUCACACAUGUGCAACGUCUUUCUGUAGCCUACCCCACAUCUAUACUCUUCUGGUUGAACAUUAACAAUGUUAUCGCUAACAUGAACUGCUUGAAGUUCAACCAACGCACCGCCAAGCUUCAUCCAAUAUCGAUCUGCCACAAGCUUCGAUGAGAACCAACGCACUUUACGUAGUAGCUAGUAGGAUGGAGAUGUUUAUUUACCAGGCAUGGUAGCAGCUCAUUACCGAGCAUCGUGCGAAAUAUACUGUAGCACUGGAACUGGAUCAAUUUGACUAGUUUUUGAUCGACUGAUGCUCUUUUGGACGACAGCACAGAUUGAAAGAGAUUGUAGCCAUUGGAUUCCGAAGCAUUGCUAUAACUUUCAACAAGGAAAUAUUCCCCGCGAAAAAAUAGCCAAAACUGUAAGGACGCUUGAAUAAUUCAAAUAUACAUUCUCUAAUAACAUAUAGUCAGUCGCAGAUGCGAAUGACAAGAGAACCAUCCAAGUAGGGUACUUAAAGGCAGGUACCAAGAUUGUCAAUUAUACACCAUGAGAAGACAAAGAAGAAAGAUCCUCCUGACGAUUGGCUGUUUUGUUGGUGCGAUUCUUCUUCUCAUGACUCUUGACUACCUUGGAGAGGGAGAUUUGGGAGAGGACGAAGGCGGCGAAUCUCUUUCUUCCAUCAGGUUUUUAUCGCUUUUCUUUAGCAGAAGGAAUCAUCCAGGAGUGUCCAAAGACAGCGACAUCACAUGUUACUUCUUUCAGAGAUGGCGACCCGAAGAACCCCUGUCUCAGCCAGAACUUGACGCCAGGCAAUGUCAGAAGCGAAUGCCACAUGGACUUGUUGUAGGAGUCAAGAAGGGUGGAACAACCGCCAUGGCAAGGUAUCUGGGCUUACACCCAAAGGUAUCUUUCUCCCGUUCCGUCCAACCUGGUCCGGACAUCACUGACGCAACAAUGGCCAAGUGGAAGGAGACCUUCCGACUGACGUCCGCAUAUCAGAUGCCAGUCACAGGAUAUCCGGGUCUCUUCAGCGGCAUGCAACCGCAACUGCUGCAGAUGUUGAGGAAACAUCUUCCUGCGGAUAUCAAGUUGAUCCUGAUGCUCCGGGACCCAGUGGAGCGGUUGGUGUCUGACUUCGUGCAUACGGCGACCAUUGCCGACCGCUACCAAGGAGAGGAGAGGAAGAAUUUUGAAGAACUCGAGGGGUUCAAAGGAACCCUUCACGCUACUGUGUUGGAUGAUCUCGGUCACGUGAAUCCCUUCGCUUCAAUAGUCCGCCUAGGAAUGUACGCCAUGGACUUGAGGGCGCUUUACCAACAGAUACCUGAGGAAAGAGUUCUAAUAGUCGACGGUAACGAAUUUAAGAAAGACCCAUUUCCGAUCUUGAUUCAAGUGGAACGUUUUUUAGAACUGCCCCCAUUUUUCAAGCGUGAUCACUUCCAGUACAACACAAACAAACAUUUUUAUUGCGCGAAUAUUGAAAGCAGGCCCGACGUGAAAUGUCUGAACUCGCAGAAGGGCCGAAAGCACCCGAAGAUUUCCGAUGCAGUCAUCGACAAGUUGUACGAUUUCUACCGUCCCCGCAAUCAGGAACUUAAAAGUGAUUUCGGUUUGAACUUUUCCUGGAUAGACCUCUGAUGCCAAUCUCGUUUUUAGUGUUCGAGUCACGCUAUAGUGCACCAUCUGCUCAUUAACCCGUUGGACACUAACACGUGCUUUCCAUAGACUCAAUCUCCAACGGUUUAAUACACAGUGCAGAAAUUGAGCCAAUAUUUGCCAAAGGGUAAUGCCAGCUUUUUAACCCCUCUCCAAAAAAGAGAGAUGAAUAUGAAUAAAUAAAUAGAUGAAUAAACAAAUAAUUUUAUCUCGAAUUUCAAAAAGACAAGUAAAACAAAUGAUAAUAACCAUUCUCAUUGAUCGAGUUAUUCCGUAAUGAAAAUGACAAACAAUAAUAAUAAUUAAAAAAGGAAUAAUAAUUAUUACUUCUCUCAUCAUCUUACUCUCUUUUUCCUCCCCUCCCUUCUCGGGGGGGGGGGUCGUUUCAUAAAAGUUGUUACAAUAAUAACUUUGCAAUAACAGUGAAAAGCUUCUAAAAUCCUUAUAUCUGAUUGGCUGAUAGUAAUUCAGUUAUAGAAAUUGUGUAUUUGUAAUUAUAGCAAGUCUUUUUAUGAAACGGGACCCUAUACGUUACACUCUUGACAAAUUUAUUCAAAUCAUUUGAGUAGGUAGUCUCUAGAUUCCAAUGAUCGAAAAUAAAUCCAGAUCGGCUGUGAAUAGUGAUCAGUCGAAUAUUAGAUUUAGAUAUAAACCUUGUGGAUAUAAAUCUUUUCCUUGUUUGAAUAUAGAUCUUUUCAGAUUUAAAAGCCAAUCCUUUAGAUCGAAAAUAAAUCCAAUAUUCGGCUGGUCAUUAUUUACGGCUGAUUUGGAUGUAUUUUAAAUACUUGAAAUUUAGAGUGUAUUUUGAAAGUAGUGCACUCAUUUCUAAUUUCUACUUUUAAAUCGAGCAUUAUUUGAAAAAUAUCAUUUAUUCGUUCAAAUGAAAAGACAUGUGAAUCUUUAUGCCAAGAAACCUCUAUUGAUUUUUUAUAUACGUAAAUGACUCAGUUUAAUAUUCAAAGCUGCAUCUAUUUGAUUUUUUUAAUUGCAUAAAGAGCGUACGUUGCUUUUAUUUUGUUAUUUGCUUAUGUGAGGAUAUUAAACGUUAUUAAAAUCAUUAUGGAUUUUAAGCUUACACUUAUGUCAUUUUUUAUAUUACAGAAUGGGUUCCAUGACAUUUACUCCAAAGACAAUUGCUCCGGUCAGUUUUGGAGGUAUAGAAAUUUAACCCCCAAAACUAAAUAUCUUGACCUCAUUCUAAACCCAAAACUCUAUACAAUCAUAACUCUACCGUUUGCCCUCUGAUAUUUUAAGACUGGAGUAAAUGCCGCAGGAGCAAAUGUCGUGUCGCCUACAGAUGAUUUAAGACAUCGAGUCAGAUGAAGGAAGUGUGGCAGAAGGGAUGAAAUUAAAGGGGGGUGGUUCUCCCUAACGAUGAAUUGGUCCCGGGAGGGGGGGGGGAGCGAGACAAAUUGCUGGAAUACGGGACUGUCCCUUGAAAGCUGGUCACCCUGGACACGGAGGAUUCUGAGAGAGAGUGAGGGAGAGAGAGAAAGAGAAAAAAGAAGGACGGCGAUUUACAAAGGGAGAUAUAAGAGAGGAAGAGAGGGGAGAGACAGAUGAGCAAACGAAGCGAAACCAAGAGGGGAAUUAAGAGUUAUUGUAAAAAAA
Molecule: messenger RNA, 3415 nt
Organism: Lytechinus pictus (painted urchin)
Lineage: Eukaryota; Metazoa; Echinodermata; Echinoidea; Temnopleuroida; Toxopneustidae
Product: heparan sulfate glucosamine 3-O-sulfotransferase 1-like
Exons: 2
Coding region: 695-1786 (363 amino acids)
Molecular function (GO): sulfotransferase activity
Source: RefSeq, a predicted model, not a curated record